Messenger RNA from Mya arenaria, 1536 nucleotides. RefSeq lists its product as uncharacterized. Lineage: Eukaryota; Metazoa; Mollusca; Bivalvia; Myida; Myidae. The transcript is spliced from 3 exons. Gene Ontology annotation, molecular function: nucleic acid binding; protein binding. The coding region runs from base 1 to 1536 and encodes 511 amino acids. The record is from RefSeq and is a predicted model, not a curated record.
AUGAAGGGACUGGAUCAGUGUUUCAAACAUAAACGAGCGUUUAUGUAUCACUGUGAAGACCAUACAGAAUUGUUCUGUGAAAUAUGUGCAUUUCCUCGUCAUCGGAGAUGCGACAAUAUCCACGAAAUAGCAAACAUAGCUAAGAACGUGAAAGAGGAUGAGAGGAAAAAGAUACGUGCAUCCAUUAUCACUGCCUCAGAAGUAAUAAUGAAAUGCCAAGAGGAUCAAUUGAACAACAUUUCGCGAGUGGAAGAAAUCGUAAAAGAAAUUGAUUUUUAUAAAGAAGACUUAUUUACGAAAAUUGAGAAAGCCAAGGCGCAAAUUGUCAGCGAAAUAACAAACCAUAACACAUAUGAAAAUGAACGUCUAAAUACGAGGAGAAAUGCGGCUGAAAUCCUGAAGAAAGAUCUGGACACGCUCUUGGCAAUGUCAGAUAGCGUACGCGAGAAUGGGACGGAAACGGAAAUAUUCAUUCUAAACCACAUCCUCAAGAGUACGCAAGACAAGGCAUCACAAACACUGAACACUUUGUUGAAGAAUGAUUACACCGUCAAAACAGGAAUAAAGUCAAAAAAACGGCCGGUGAGUCUAGAGCUGUUAAAAACCAUAGAGAUCGUGAAGACAGGAGACGACAAAAAGCAGCCGUUUGUUACUGGACUGGACUUCCUGCCAGAUGGGAGGAUUGUCGCCGUGGAUGGCUACAACUUGAAAUGUUUUAUCUUGAGUGACACACUGAAGAGGUUCGAUGCAUUUUAUAAAUGUAAGACAUAUCCCAAUGACGUAUCUUCUUACUCUGAUAACAAUAUUGCAGUAACCGUAAAUGACCGAACCAUCUGCCUGCUGACAGUGGGCACUGACCACAAAAUCACGCUGAUGAAGACGCUGACAAUUUCCACCAACUGCUUCUCCAUCUGUCACCUGAACGACAGCACAUUCGUAGUGAACACUCAUGGCGACCCAAGGCCUGCCAGGAUGAUCGGCGUGGACGGCAAUGAGAGUGACUUUGACAACGUCAAGUUUCCUGGAAGGUCGUAUGAGAUUGAUGAAAGUAAAUGUACCUACAUACCAUAUGGGGAUACACUUGUUCUUACGGACAGGCAUGAUCACACAGUUUACAUGUUCAACACCGUGACCGGCAAAAACACAAAGAUAAAAGAUCGCUCGAUACGGGAACCGAGAGACGCAUGCGUUGGUCCCGAUGACUCCGUGUUUGUCUGCAGUGAGAAGACAAACUCCGUCAUCCAGAUAUCGCCCGACGGGGACAUAUUGGCGUCAUGUAACGUCGACAUGACAUUUCCGUUGGCCGUGACCGUUUCCAGGGACGGUUCCAGAAUGGCCGACAAUGCCCCAGCGCACAGGGCCCGGUACACAGAGUUGGAGCUGGAUGUUCUCGGGAUCGGCAGGUUGGAGCCCUACAGCCCAGACCUUGCGCCACUUGAUUUUGCGCUUUUCCCGGCCGUCAAAGCCCAGCUACGCGGAAUCCGAUUCGACGAUCUCGAGAGCCUACGUUGUCACGUGCAGACAAUUAUGUCUUAA